GCUCAGUAUAAAUAAAAGAGUUCAGGUAAAGAUAAACAUCACACUCACCCUGCUUGAAACACAUAGAUUCACAUCAAGCUACCAGAAGUUUCUGACUGAGUGUGGAGUGACUGUAAGGAGAAGAUGAGGGUGCUGCUGUUCUCUCUGGCUUUACUGGCCUCUCUGAAGGUUUUCCACUCAGCUCCCGGUCAUGCUCCACCAGCUGUAUCGAUGGAAACUCUCAAACGCCUCUCUCUGGAAGGGGAGAAGCUAGUGGAUGAGGAGGUGCAGAGAGCUCUCUAUGGCGUUAAGCAGAUGAAAGAGGUGAUGGCCAGCAAUGAGGAGAAACACGAGCAACUGAUCAAGACGCUUCAAAACAGCAGAGAAAAGAAGAAGGAGGUGGCAGAGAUGGCUCAGCAUGUGGUAAAGAAGUUGGACGAGGCUGAGCAGCAGUGUAAGGACACUUUGAAGUCUUUGUGGGACGAGUGCCGACCCUGCCUGCAAGAUGCCUGCAAGAGCUUCUACAACACCACCUGCCGUCGUGGCUUUGCUACUUUCUCCAGUAAGCUGGAAGGCUUCUUCCACAGGGUAAGCACACACUUUGGCUUGCCUAGCCCUCAGGAAGAACUCACUGUGAACAAGAGUGCAGAGAUGCCCGACCUGGACUUGAGGAAGAUAGAGGACUCAUUUAACAAUCUGGUCUCCAAAGUUGACAUCCUGGUAAACCGCAGCAUAGCACUAGUGUUCAGAUUCCACAGCAAGCUGGAUGAAACACUGCAGCAGACCUUCACUCCAGAGCCACAAGUAGAUACGGAGAUCAAAGCACUGGACUCAGACUUCCUGCAUGGAGUAGGAGUAGGGCUCAAGGAAGUGUUGGAGUCCUUUGUUGACUUUACGAGCAGCGUGAUGGAGGAGUUUGAAUCUGUGAUCACGCAGGUCUUUGAUGACCUGCAUGGGGUCAUCGAGGAAGCAGAGACAGAACAAGAGAAGCAGUUGCUCCCUGGAUUUGUUCAGAAGAAGAAGUUGUGUAAAGAUCUGCGCAGACAGUCAGCAGAGUGCUGGCAGCUCCAGAGCAAGUGCCAAGCCUGCCAGGGACCUCUAUUCUCUGAGUGUCCAAGCAUGCGGGAGUUACAUAUUGAGCUGAAUGAAGUAUCUGAGCUUCUGGAGGUUGCUAAGGAGCAGUAUGAAGAGGUUCUAGGUAUCGUGCAGCGUCACACUGAGGACACCGUCAGCUGGAUCAACAACAUGGCUGCCCAGUUUGGCUGGGUGGCAGAGCUUGCUGAUGGUGGUGUCACAAAUGAGAACGUCUUCAGCAUCACCACGGUGGAGAAUGAGGAGGCAGUUAAUGUUCCAGGAGAAGAAAUGAACACUCCAGUGGCUGACACUAAGGUUGAGGUGAACAUCCUGAAUGCUCCUCCUCUUACACUCAAUGUUCCAGGCAACCUGCAGCCACAAGACCCUGCUUUCAUACAGUACAUAGCCAAUGAGGCUUUGGGGUUCUACAAACAGAAGAUCGGGCUGGAAGAUGCUUGAGACUGUCUGGAGGAGAACUAUAUCUUUUACACUUGGAUACACAGAUGUAGCUGUAGAAGUGUGGCAUACCUGUUAAGGUGGAAUGCAUUUUUAUUUCUCCAGUAUAGUAAAGUGUUUCAGUGUAAUGGUUAAAUAGAGCAGGGUGUCAAACGUACAGCCCAGCAGGCUAGAACCAUCCCAAUAAUGGUUGUAAUCCAGCUCACCAAAUCAAUUCAGAAUCUGUGUUGUAAAUUAAUAUCAAGUUGUGAACUGUAAUUGAAUGGAAAAGUUUACAAAAAUAGAGCAAGAAACCCAGCGCCACAAACUCAGCUACUGACAAAAUGUGCAACAAUUUAACAUAAGAUCCCAAUGAAAUCAAUUUUAGUUACAGGUUGUAACAAUACAAAAUGUGGAAAAGUUCAAGGAGAUGAAGACUUAUGCAAGACACUGUAUGAUAAACAUAAUUUUUUAAUUUUUUUUUCUUUAUUAUUUUCCUUUGGUGGGGUGGGGGGGUGUAUUUGUUUUUUGGUAAUGAAUUGCAGUCUGUUCAGGUGUUUUGUAUGUGAUAUAUCCGCUUGUGCAUUCAGAAUGUACAUUUCAGAUUAAUGUUGUAAAUUAACACAUUUAUAGUUGUUGUUGAUGUGUUAGUGGUCUAAUAAUGAUUUCUUUUUGGUCCAGCCCGCUUGACAUUGGACUAAGUGUAAUGUGGCAUGUUAGUUAAAAUGAGUUUGAUCUAGACACCCUUGAUCUAUAGUGUCUAAUAACAUCAUGAUGUGUUUAUUUUAAUAAUGCUCAAAUAUUAAACACUAUAAACUUCUAGGGUUAAUUUCUUUUUUUAUUUUAAUUUUUACUGUUCAUGCAGUAGAUCCGUGUGAUGUAAUACACCUGAUCUAGCUUUUCAAAUAAAUAAAGCUUUACCUGAA
Messenger RNA from Pangasianodon hypophthalmus (striped catfish), 2414 nucleotides. It is a transcript of the gene clul1, whose product is annotated as clusterin-like 1 (retinal). Bases 124 to 1512 code for a protein of 462 amino acids. Lineage: Eukaryota; Metazoa; Chordata; Actinopteri; Siluriformes; Pangasiidae. The record is from RefSeq and is a predicted model, not a curated record. The transcript is spliced from 9 exons.